Messenger RNA from Fundulus heteroclitus (mummichog), 3098 nucleotides. RefSeq names its product relaxin family peptide receptor 3.2b (gene rxfp3.2b). Gene Ontology annotation, cellular component: membrane. Gene Ontology annotation, biological process: G protein-coupled receptor signaling pathway; immune response. Gene Ontology annotation, molecular function: G protein-coupled receptor activity. Bases 175 to 1377 code for a protein of 400 amino acids. NCBI's taxonomy places the organism in Eukaryota, Metazoa, Chordata, Actinopteri, Cyprinodontiformes, Fundulidae. The transcript has a single exon. The record is from RefSeq and is a predicted model, not a curated record.
GUAGACAGAAGAAAUGAGAGGGGGAGAACGGCGGCAGCGGUCUGCACCUGUGGCUGGCUCUGUGUGGACUCCUCCUAAUGCAACAGGGAUGCUAUCAACGCCGCAAAUGCAAACUUUCUUUUGUGCAUUUGCAGCUUUCUGAUUCCGAGGACAUGUGAGAGAAAGAGUGCAGCCAUGUCGCUGAAUGAAACUGGAGCCCAAACACUGGCCCCAGAGCCAUGUGAGCAGCAGAUAAUCCAAGAGGACAACCCCAGAAGUGGGAGCGGGGGUUCCGCCAGCAACAUGUCGCUGCACUGCUGGCUGCAGCUCCUUACCAGGGAAUCCAUCAUGGAAUUACAAGGAGACAGCUCCAGCCUGGUGGUGCGUGUGAUGAUAGCGUGUGUGUACUCUAUAGUGUGCGCUCUGGGGUUGGUGGGCAACUCGCUGGCUCUGUAUCUGCUCCACUCCCGCCACAGGCAGAAGCAGUCGUCCAUAAACUGCUUUGUGAUGGGGCUGGCUAUCACAGACCUGCAAUUUGUUCUCACUUUACCCUUCUGGGCGGUGGACACAGCACUGGACUUUCGCUGGCCUUUUGGCCGGGUCAUGUGCAAAAUCAUCAGCUCUGUCACCACCAUGAACAUGUAUGCCAGCGUGUUCUUUCUGACAGCAAUGAGCGUGGCAAGGUAUUACUCCAUCGCCUCGGCUUUGAAGAUGCACAGUCGGAGGGCAGCUGCAGCCAGGGCAAAGUGGACCAGCCUUGGCAUCUGGGCUGUCUCUCUGCUGGCUACUUUGCCUCAUGCCAUCUACUCCACCAGUGUCCAGGUGUCGGAUGAGGAGCUCUGCCUGGUACGCUUUCCAGACUCUGGCAGCUGGAAUCCACAGCUCCUAUUGGGUCUGUACCAACUACAGAAGGUGCUGCUGGGGUUCCUCAUUCCUCUAAUCAUAAUUACCGUCUGUUAUCUGCUCCUGCUGCGGGUCAUCCUCAGCCGUCGCAUUACAGGAGGAGCAGAUCCAGAGGUCAAGCAAGGCCGCCUGAAUCGGCGCUCCAAAGUCACCAAAUCCAUCGCCAUAGUGGUUCUGUCUUUCUUUCUGUGCUGGCUGCCCAAUCAGGCUCUGACGCUCUGGGGUGUGCUCAUUAAGUUUGACCUUGUUCCCUUUAGCAAGGCGUUCUACAACGUGCAGGCCUACGCCUUCCCCCUGACCGUGUGCCUGGCGCACACCAACAGCUGCCUCAACCCCGUGCUCUACUGCCUGAUUCGCCAGGAGUUUCGGGCCGGGCUCAAGGAGCUCCUCCUCCGCGCCACGCCGUCCUUCAGGCGCUUGACUCACCUCCUGCGUCGCAAGACCAAAGUGCCCGAGGCGCCGCCCGUUCUGGUGCUGGUGCAGAUGGACGUCUGAGCACGACGACCGGCUUUCACUGUGACGUCUGACUCUGCGGGAGAGAGUAACUAACUCAGAGAGCGUACUUUCUGCAUUGGAGCAGCUUGAAUUGAGGGACUGAAUUUAUUCUAGUCUUUCCGAAUCUAAAAAAAUAAGAAAUAAUCACAUUUCAUUCUGGUUGUUGAAAACAACGUAAUCACAGUGGAUAGCACCGUGGGAUGUGUACCGAUUUCACUGCAUCCACAUUUACCCACUCUGUCUCAGAUCCUUUUGUUGUUAUGGCAGCUCUGCCUUCCUCGCUGUCUGAGAGGCAGCCCUGCUGCUCUUUGCUAAUGUACAUACACCGGUAGCAACCUGACAAAAGGGGACGUUUUUCUUCAUGCCAGCCAUUUCUGUGUUCUUGAGUAUCCUUUAGAAAGAUAAAAGAUGAACUGUAAACCAAAACAAACACUUUGGUGUGGAAAAAUUACCUGUACUUCAAAUACAAGAGCAAAGAAAGUAUAAACUCCAUUAGUACUUCUGUGAUAAGGUCAAAACUUAACUUCAAUGUAUUUCCUACAGUUGUAAAUUAUACAAGAGCAACUGUUUAUUGCAUUCUGUUGGGAAAAUACGCUUGACAAUGAAUGAAUAAAUAAAUAGAUGGGAAGAAACCUUGGAGAACCUCCAGAUGAAAUGGCCUCAGUAAUAUAAGUGUACAGCUGUGAAGAUAAAUGUUGUCCACAAGGACCAGAGGUCUGCGAGACUCUUACAAGACUCGCGUGUCAGUACGACUAAUCAUACACCGCAACAAUAAGCCGAGCACGUACGCAGUGUUGGCUGCACACAAAUGGAAAAACUGCCACUCACUUUCCUCCCACGUGUCUCCGCUGACAGCCACGCUCAACACGCAGUUUUCUCACAGAGGCAGAAUCGUCAGAUUGCAUAGAAAGAAUAUUGAUCUUUUUUUGUCUUACACCAUCCAUUGGUAUAAAUUUGGCUUUUUUUUCAAGCUGUUCCGUGAUGUAGAAACUGCAUUUGUUUCUAUUUAAAAUGCAGUUUGUGUCUGAGGUGCAAAUAAAAAGAAAAACAAGAGAAAUAAGUUUCAAAAAUGUACAAAUUUACAAAAUUUAAUUUAGAUUUCUUUUAUAGAGAAAAGUUUGCUCUUUCAAUUGAAAAAUGGAUCGACUGACAAAAAAAAUGGUUUGGCUGCAAAUAAACACAAUAAGGAGUGAAAUGAAGGUUAGACUAGGAGGAGGGCAUCAGACAAAAGACUGACGCUUGUGUCUCUAAUCUUUAAUUAAGGAGACGUCAUUUCUCUCAUUCUGUGUUUGUACCACGGCUCUUCAGUCAAUACCAGCGUCAAAAGUAAUCCAGGAACAAAAAAAUGCAGUGUGAAUGUUUAUCAGACAGAGGAAUGCUUUUCUCCUUCCAUUUGGAUGAGCUGAGGUGAAAAAAUUAGAUAUUUUCUCCUCAGUGGAUCUCGUGUAAUUUACUCACACACUGAAAAGGAUUUUUGUAUUAAUGCUGAAUUUGACGUGAUGAAGUGAUUUUAAAGCGCUUUCACAUACUCCUAGUGUAGUUAGGCUUGAACUUCCCAUCAUUUUCACAUCCGUGACAAUAAACUAUAUAAUUUAUGCACUGCUGGGAUAUGCAGUUUAAAUUUUUAAUGCAACGUCAACAUGGUAUAUAUUAAUGUCAUUUGUUUUUUGUACUAGCUUGUGUGUUAAUUUUAUUCCUAUUAAACUGUAUUACUCUAUGAA